GGGGAAGGAGGGAGGGAGGGAGGGAGGGAGAGAGAGAGAGGAGAGAAGGCAUGGGUUGUUUUCCAUGCUCUGGAAAUCCAAACAGAAGGCUUGAGAAUGAGAGGCCCAUUCGCAAUAUCAAUCACAAUAGACGAGACGAUCAUUCACAAUUCACCUCAGAUACAUCGAGAACAAGUCCAUAUAAUGGCUUGAAUAAGGUUCUUACGGUUGUAAAGCAAUCUUCAGCAGCAAAGGAGUUGGAUGUGAAGGAGGUACCUAAAGAUGAAGAGACUGAGAACGUUAAUGCAAGAACAUUUACUUAUAACCAAUUGGUGGUUGCGAUGGAAAAAUUCAAAUCAGAUUACUUUUUGGGCGAGGGAGGUUUUGGAAAAGUUUAUAAAGGAAAAUUAGAGGAUACAGGCCAGAUUGUAGCUAUCAAGCAACUUGAUCGUAAUGGAUUGCAAGGGAUUAGAGAAUUCAUUGUUGAAGUAUUGACACUAAGCCUGGCUGACCACCCUAAUCUUGUUAAAUUAAUUGGUUAUUGUGCUGAGGGAGAUCAGAGGCUGUUGGUAUACGAGUACAUGCCAUUAGGAUCUUUGGAAGACCAUUUGCAUGACCGUCGGCUCGAUAGGAAACGACUUGAUUGGAAUAGUAGAAUGAAAAUUGCCGCCGGUGCAGCUAGAGGCUUAGAGUAUUUGCAUGACAAAAUGAAGCCCCCAGUUAUAUAUCGUGAUUUGAAAUGCUCAAACAUUCUGCUCGAUGAGGGCUAUCAUCCCAAGCUGUCCGAUUUUGGCUUGGCCAAAGUUGGUCCGGUUGGAGAUAAAACUCAUGUUUCCACCAGAGUGAUGGGAACAUACGGGUACUGUGCACCGGAGUAUGCAAUGACCGGUCAGCUGACGUUCAAAUCAGAUAUUUUCAGCUUUGGGGUCGUUCUUUUGGAGAUCAUCACGGGCAGGAAGGCAAUUGAUAAUAUGAGAACGGCUGCUGAGCAAAAUCUGGUUGCAUGGGCACGACCCAUGUUCAAAGACCGAAGAAAAUUCCCACAGUUAGUUGACCCAGAGCUUGAAGGUCAGUAUCCCACAAGAGGCUUGUACCAAGCCCUUGCCAUCGCUGCAAUGUGCGUCCAAGAGCAACCAAACUUGAGGCCCCUCGCUGCUGACAUUGUUACCGCUUUGAAUUAUCUCGCUUCCCAAGCAUAUGUUCCCCAGACCCAAUCUGUCCAAAGCUCCCGAAAGGCCACAUCUUCUCAUUGAAUGACAAAAAAGCAGGACGAGUUGGGACCCAUUGAUGCUCAAGGACUAAAUAGUAAAUUUAAGUGGUCAAACACAUUUUCAAUGUGCUCAAAUAUGAUGGUGCCAAGUUAUCAUUUUGCUCUUGCAUUACUAAGGGAAUAGCAGGUGCCAACUUCCAAGCAUGGUCUCUGGUGGAAAUUACAGGGAAGUUAUGCCAUUUUUGCCCUUCCUCUUUCCAUGUAAAUGUGAGCUGUAUUUCAUACAUAUGUAAAAUGCCUUUCUUUUCUUUUCUUUUUCUUUUUUUCUCUCGACAUAUGGCCUAUUAACAGAGAAUGUCUGGUGAGAAACAGAGGAUUAUAGCCCGGAGUGGAGCUGAACUUGUAGGAUAAAAGGUUUCUUCUAUACUUUAGUUUAGACCUUAAAUCUUAAUAAAGAAAGAUGUUAUACUUU
Molecule: messenger RNA, 1661 nt
Organism: Camellia sinensis
Lineage: Eukaryota; Viridiplantae; Streptophyta; Magnoliopsida; Ericales; Theaceae
Product: putative serine/threonine-protein kinase PBL5
Biological process (GO): protein phosphorylation
Molecular function (GO): ATP binding; protein kinase activity
Source: RefSeq, a predicted model, not a curated record